ACCCCGGCGAUACAACUCGAUCGCCGCCUUCUGUAAUCAAAAUGUUACAGUUCCCAUGACAUCAUACACAGGACCAGAUAUAAUACCAGACACCGUCUUCAAGGUUCUUACAGAGGCCAACUCUGAGCAAAUCAAGCAUUGCCUUCCAAUCAAUCAAUCACACGUGCGAAACCCCCACCAUGGGCUACGACUUCACCGUUUACAAAGGCUCCCAGGACGGUUCGAUUCAGAAAUCAAGCACACAUCGCGAUGCACUCCAGAAAGACCAAGUGCUCGUCCGCGUGACACACUCCGGGGUGUGUUUCACAGACGUGCACUACCGGCACACCGACAUGGCGCUGGGCCACGAAGGCGCCGGCGUGGUCGAAGAAACCGGGCCCGAAGUGCAGGUCCUCAAGAAGGGCGACCGGGUCGGCUGGGGCUACGAGCACGACUGCUGCGGGCGGUGUUCGCAGUGUCUGACCGGGUGGGAGACGUUCUGUGCCGAGCGGAAGAUGUACGCGGCGGCCGACCUGGACCAGGGGUCAUUCGCGUCGCAUGCCGUGUGGCGCGAGUCGUUCCUGUUCCCGAUCCCAGACGGAAUCAAGAACGAAGACGCGGCGCCGUUGAUGUGCGGCGGGUCGACGGUGUUCAACGCGCUGCAUGUGGCGCAGGUGCGGCCCACGGCGCGCGUGGGGAUCAUCGGCGUCGGGGGCUUGGGCCAUUUGGCUAUUCAGUUCGCGGCCAAGAUGGGCUGUCAGGUUGUUGUGUUCUCAGGGAGUGAUAAUAAGAAAGACGAGGCGACGAAACUGGGCGCUACGGAGUUCUAUGCGACGAAGGGCGUGAAGGAGCUGAAGAUCGACAAGAAGUUGGACAACCUCGUCGUCACUACUAGCAGUCAGCCGGAUUGGAAUCAGUAUGUUAACGUUCUGAAUCCCGGGGCUACGAUUUCGCCGCUGUCGGUCGACACGGAGGACUUCAAGUUCCCGUAUAUGCCGCUUUUGGCCAAUGGCUUGAAGGUCGUGGGCACGCUCGUCUCAGCGAGACAGGUCCAUCGUGAUAUGUUGGAUUUUGCGGCCUUCCAUGGUAUCAAGCCUAUUAAUAUGACUUAUCCGAUGACUAAGGAGGGUAUUGAGGAUUGCUUGAAGACGUUGGAGGAGGGCAAGAUGAGGUAUCGGGGUUUGCUUGUUGCACAGUAGUGCUGAUGUCUUAAUACAGAGAUUAUUAUUCAUUAGGUGUGUAAUUAUUAAUACCUUGCAAGAUACUUGCCCCUAUA
Messenger RNA from Aspergillus pseudonomiae, 1255 nucleotides. RefSeq names its product NAD(P)-dependent alcohol dehydrogenase. NCBI's taxonomy places the organism in Eukaryota, Fungi, Ascomycota, Eurotiomycetes, Eurotiales, Aspergillaceae. The record is from RefSeq and is a predicted model, not a curated record. The transcript has a single exon. Gene Ontology annotation, biological process: alcohol metabolic process. Gene Ontology annotation, molecular function: alcohol dehydrogenase (NADP+) activity; zinc ion binding. Bases 180 to 1178 code for a protein of 332 amino acids.